Molecule: messenger RNA, 1053 nt
Organism: Symbiodinium sp. CCMP2592
Lineage: Eukaryota; Dinophyceae; Suessiales; Symbiodiniaceae
Source: the annotation of a GenBank genome assembly
AUGGCCUUCGGUUGCGCGUGCAGCUGCCCGGCACAGCGUGGUGACUCCGUGGGUGAGGAGGUGGUUGACGAUAACAUGCAGAAAAUCAACGACGAGGCAGCACGGAUCUUGGCAGCUGAACGACAGGAGGUCGAGAUGUGGUGGAAGCUGCGCAGGGCACAGUCCCCAACUGAGAACGAGGCACAGGAGCUAUUCAUGACAAAGGAGGAAGCAGCUGUGAUGGAGUCUAUCCAGGCCGAACAGGUCCAAGUGCCGGAUACCCUUCCGCAAUCUGAAGAGGCCGUAGAGGCCGCAGAGGCACAGCUGGAGCAGGCAGUGCAAGACGAGCGUGACAAAGAGCGAAAAGACUCGGUUGCCAGCUUCCUGAAGAAGCACGGCUUCAAAGAUGUUGGACUGGCCAAGAAGUCCCUGCUGUCCGGAACGACUUAUCCGCUCCACAAAGCGUGCAAGCUCGGGGAUGCCAGGAUGGUGGCAUACCUGCUGGAAGCCGGAGCUUCCCUGGAACAGAAGGACUCCCACGGAAGGACUGCGGUAGACAUUGCCAAAGCGAGCCGCAACACCGCUGUGCUCAAGGAGUUGGGUUGUGAGACAAGCGCUGCACGAGGAGGUGGGGCCGGAAGCGGCGAGUGGCGUUUUCCCGCGCGCGAGGUCCAGGCUAGGCCGGGGCCGCGCCAGUCGGACGAGAGGGAAAGCAUCCGUGCUCGACACGAGCGACGGGUUCGCGGCUACGGUGCUUCGCCUGUCAUUCUCCGAAGGCGCAAGGACGAGGUAGCCAAGGUGGUUGCGUCGGACGGGCGAAUUCGUCUUCGUGGUGUUGCGUCUGUUAGCGACGUGACGCGGUACUGCAAGGACAUUGAUCCCUACAGCCGCAAGAACUGGGCAGUGCGAGAGGCCUUUAAAUCCAUGCGGACGGAAGAACAGAAGCGAAUGGCCACGCAGACUUGGAGUGCCCUGAAAAACUGGCGCUCCUCGGAGAAGCCGCUCGAAGAGUGGUAUGCUGAAGUGCGCUGCAGGCAGCCUGCUCUGGGAGAUGGAAGAAGUGAACUGAACUGA